GGUCACACCACGCAUCGCUAUUGCCGCCAUUUUAAACGGGGUACGAAAAAUAAAGCCAACUUUGCGCAUUUUGUGUAGAUUCUGUUUUGUGCCAAAUGGAUGACUUGUUGGAUAUAAUGCGGCCCCUGUCGGAGCUGGAGCUGGAGCUGCAGAUGAUCAGAGAGGCUCACUUCAGGGAACUGGAUGAACUUUUCUACGGCAUCAAGUUCAAAGAAGCCAAGCCAGCAGACAGUGCUCCGGCACAGAGCGAAGGCACCUCGGUGACGCCACAGCAGACGAAGAAGCGGCCCAAGCGCCUGACGAAGCUGUCGGAGAACUCGGACGAGGCCGAAGAUGUGCACGAUGUGACAGCCGACUCGUCGGGCAGGCAGAGUGCGCGACAGAGCAACCUCCAGCUGCUGGCCGUGGCCGAGGAGGAGAGCCAGCUGAACAGCACCGCGUCGCUAAUGCCGCCGCCACCGCCGCCCACACUGGCCGAUACCACCACGAGCUCGGGUCGGCCACAGCGUGCGGCCAAGCUGAAGUCGGAAAAACUGCUCAAGGAGCCCUCGCUCAACCGCAAGAUGCGUCGUCCCAGCGACGAGGAACUGAUUCGCGUGAAGGUGGAGAGCGAGCAUCGCGUCUCGCAGUUUAACAGCUCCAGCGCCAGCAGCAGGCCACAGAGUACAACCUCCGAGCCGCAGCCUGAGGUGCCAGCUGUGGAGGAGCCAGCAGCCGUGGAUGAGCCACAGGCAGAGCCAGAGCUGGCAGCUCCAGUGGUGCUCAGUGAGAUACCAAAACAGAGCUUACCCAAGAAUUUGGUCGUGAAAGUGAAGCGAGAGAAGCUGUCGGGCGAGAUAACCGCGCCAGCGCUGCCUGCCGCUGACACAACAGCAUCUACCGCCACAGAUGAGACCUUGGCCGUGGCCGAUGUGUCCAAGAAGUUGCGCAAGAAGAAGAAGGACGGCGCCUGCCAUCGACCCAUCAAGGUGGAGCGCUUCAGUGAGAUUGAUAAGAACUCGCCGGUGUCCUCGCGGACACGCAAGAACAGCUGCGAGUCGCGCACCCAGGAGCGCUCCAUCUACAAGGAUGCACUUGAGGAGCCAACAAUCGAGGAGCAGCCACAGCAGCAGCAGCCACAGAUUUCUGGUGCUGUUAAUGAGACGAUGACCUUGUCGAACGCCACCAUUGUGCUGGGUCCAGCGCCCAACGAUGUGAGUCCCAGCAUAGCGGCCGCCGACGCCACCUUCGAAGUAACUUCCAGCAAGCGGCAGCCAGCAAUGCCAGAGUCGGAGCCAAAGCGGAACAGUCUGCUGACCGAGGACGAGUCGCUGGACGACAGGGUGGUGCCGGUGGCCAAAUUUCUCUCGAAUGUGAAGACCAUGAAGCUGCCCCCCGGUCGCCCGCACGAGCUGUUCAAUCCGUUGCUCCAGAGUCCCGUGAAGAUGCGCGUGGAGGCGUUCGAGAAUGCGGCCAUUGCACAGAGCAAAUUGCGUGCACCGCGAGCCAAGAAUGCGGGCACGCCCGGAACAUCGAACAUCACGCCCAAGAUUGGCAAGUUGCAGCCACCGACUGUGGGUCGCUUCUAUACGCCCACUCAGAGCUCGAGCACACUGCCCGUUAGCGCGGGGCAGCCCAAGAAGGCGCCCAUGAGUGCCUCGAAGGCGACGACGCUGCUGAAGACGGCCACCGGCACCAAUCUGAAGUCCACCAACUCGACAUCGAGCAAGACGCUGUCGCGCGAGAACAGCGGCGACGACUUCCGCAAGGGUCUGCACACGCUGGCCGAGGAGCGCAAGAAGCUGCGCGAGCAGAAGCAUCUGCAGGCUGCACAGCAGCGCGAGGCCAAGGAGAAGGAGCGAGCCAAGCAGGCGGCGGAGCGGGCCAAGGUGCGGGAGGAGCGCAAGAAGCUGGAGGAGCGCAAGCGACUGGAGCUGGAGGAGCUGCAUCGUAAGAUGCGCCAGCAGGAGGAAGCCGAGGCGCUCAAAAAGGCCAAGCAGCGGGAGCUGGAGCAGCAAAAGCUGGCGCAGCUGACGGGCGCCAAGAAGAAGAUGCUGCCACCGCCGCCGAAGACAAAAUACACCUGGGACAUGCUGCACGAGGAUGACUCCACCGACGACGAGGGCAAGGUCACACACAAGCGUCCACCGGCACCCACCUGGAGUCGCAGUCAUGUGCGCGCCGAAGCGGUUGCCAUGCAGAGCCACUGCCCCACGGAUAUCAUCGAUAGCUUCUUCUCGGUGGCACCCACCACGCCGGACCUUAAGCAGAUAUUCCCCAACAUCGAUCCCAGCCAGCUGAAGCGCAACUCCAGUGUGCUCUGGUCCACGCCGCCCCGCUACUCGGAGCUCCCCAAAUAUUAGUUUUAAUCUAAAUAAUCCUUUGUUUUUCUUAGUAUAUUGUCAAUGGGAAAUGUUCGAAUAUUUAUGUACUAUAACUAUGAAAUAUAUUUACGAAUAAAUGCUGUUUAAUUAAUAAAAUAAAGUAAAGCAAGAUACCGCUCGUUGCCAUUCCA
Messenger RNA from Drosophila subobscura, 2494 nucleotides. It is a transcript of the gene Incenp, whose product is annotated as inner centromere protein. The coding region runs from base 96 to 2342 and encodes 748 amino acids. Gene Ontology annotation, molecular function: protein serine/threonine kinase activator activity. Gene Ontology annotation, cellular component: chromosome passenger complex; nucleus; midbody. The record is from RefSeq and is a predicted model, not a curated record. The transcript has 7 exons. Lineage: Eukaryota; Metazoa; Arthropoda; Insecta; Diptera; Drosophilidae. Gene Ontology annotation, biological process: meiotic spindle midzone assembly; positive regulation of protein serine/threonine kinase activity; metaphase chromosome alignment.